ACAAACAAAACUUAUUUUUCUUCUUCCUCUCCUGAACUGUGGGGCACUAGAUUGAUAAAAAGUUGCAGAGAAUACUUUGAGUUCAAUGAAAAAGGACGACAUAUUGAACUAUGUUUUUACUGGUGACAAGAAAGACCGUCAGCCGUUGCAAUUUGUGUCAAGUCAUCAGUAGCGAGGCUAGCUACAGGAAAUUUACAGAUUUCAUUCAAAAUAAAGCUAUUUCUCAAGGACGCUUACAAUGUGUUGCGGACGUUUCUCCGUAAAAGCUUUUACUUGGAAAGUUAUGGAAUCGGAAGUUUAGCACGUAUUUUUUUACACGUAAUGACAUCACCAUUGAAGGACCUCCCAGUCAGCUGUGCCAUUAAGGGUCCCUAGCUCUAGCCCGCUAACAGGAGAAGAAAAAAGGCUAUUUUAGGGCUUAAAUUAUGGAUAAGAGUGCUACGAGAUACAAUGUACAGCUGUAUAUUUAUGAUCUAUCCAGAGGAAUGGCGCGCAGCCUCAGUCCUAUCAUGUUAGGAAAGCAACUGGAUGGUAUAUGGCACACAGCCAUAGUGGCAUACGGUGAUGAGUUCUUCUUCGGAGGGGAGGGGAUCUCCAGCUGUUCGCCGGGGGGGACAAUGCUGGGUCCUCCAGACACAGUAGUGGAACUGGGUGAGACCGAGGUGUCUGAGGAGAUCUUUAUGGAUUAUCUCUCUUCCCUGGGAGAAAGCACAUACAGAGGUGACAGGUAUCGCCUGUUCGAGCACAACUGCAACACCUUCACCAAUGAGGUGGCUCAGUUCCUGACGGGCAGGUCCAUCCCCUCUUACAUCACCGACCUUCCGUCUGAAGUCCUCUCUACACCGUUUGGCCAGAUACUGCGGCCCAUUCUGGACUCCAUCCACAUCGCCCCUCCAGGAGGUAACGUCAUCAACGGGGGAAGAAACAUCUAACAUGGGAGAGCAGCGAUGUCAUAAAGUGUUUUUAAGGUCACUUCCAUUGUAGUCAGUCAGUGAGAAGUCUCAAAUUCAUCAUGAUUUAUCAUACUUUAUAAUUUCCUCCAUAAAGUGUAGCUGGUAUCGUGAAUGCUACUUAGGAAGAACUGACUGCCCACUUCAUGAAGUUUGAUUUAUUCAUUGGUUAGGUCAAAUGCAAUGUGAUGAUAAGUACUCAGACAGUAGAAAAAAGCUAAUGGAAUUUCAGGUUAUAAUAGUCAGAUAUGCUAACUAAAAAUUAAGUUUGAGGAAUGUUGCCUCUUUAAAAGUACAUCUGUGGAAAGUCAGAUUAUUAAACUUUUUCAGAAGUGAAGAGUAACAAAAUAUAUUUCAUCUACUAAUAUACUGAACAAAACUGAGGCACUGCAACUUUAUUUAGCAUUUACAUUUUGUAAGACUAUAGUUUUACUCAUUGACUGUAUAAAAUAUGGACGUCAUGACAGCACCCCAAAAGUGAAGCCAAAACAUCUCAAUCACCCACUGGUGGCUGCAGUAUAGGUCAUAAAUCUCGCCCCCUCCAUCUCAGCAGAUGGGACAUGAGCCAAACUAAAAAAUCAAAGGACACAUCAGGUCAAUUUUUCCCAAAGAUUGUUUCUGUCA
This is a messenger RNA of Thunnus maccoyii (southern bluefin tuna), 1574 nucleotides long. It is a transcript of the gene desi1a, whose product is annotated as desumoylating isopeptidase 1a. Lineage: Eukaryota; Metazoa; Chordata; Actinopteri; Scombriformes; Scombridae. The record is from RefSeq and is a predicted model, not a curated record. The transcript is spliced from 6 exons. Gene Ontology annotation, molecular function: peptidase activity. Gene Ontology annotation, biological process: protein modification by small protein removal. Bases 426 to 932 code for a protein of 168 amino acids.